AUGAAGUUCCUGUCCCUGCUUGCUGCGGUGCUCCCGCUCGCGUCCGCUCUCAGCAUCCCCGAGAAGCGCGUCACGACCCCGGCCAACGACCCCUUCUACGUGCCGCCGGCCGGCUUCGCGUCGUCCAAGCCCGGCACGGUGCUGCGCGAGCGCCGCAUCGUCGCCGCCUUCUUCGGCCUCAUCCCGGACCCCAUCGACGCUCGCCAGGUGCUAUACCGCACCACGGCCAUUGACGGCUCGGCCAUUGCCACCGUCACCACCCUCUUCAAGCCCCUCUUCGCCAAGCGCGACCGCUUCGUCGCCUUCAACACGGCCUACGACUCGUCGGCGUCCAUCUGCAACCCGAGCUACAACUACCAGUGGGGUGCGCUCCAGACCGACAUCAUCUCGGCGGCCGAGUUUCUCAUCAUCCAGGCCUACCUGCUCUCCGGCUACACGGUCGCCUCGGCCGAUUACGAGGGCCCGGAUGUGGCCUUUAGCGCCGGGCGUCUCUCCGGCAUGGGUGUCCUGGACGGCAUGCGCGCCGUCGUCAAUUACGCCCCCAAGAUUGGUCUCGACAAGAACCCCAUGAUUGUCAAUGCUGGCUACUCUGGCGGUGCCAUUGCUGGUGGCUGGGCCGCGUCUCUCCACCCUACCUACGCGCCGGAACUGAACAUCAAGGGCUUCGCCAUCGGUGGCACGCCGGCUAACCUCACCGAGGUCCUGCUCUAUGUUGACAACACGCUCUUCUCGGGUUUCCUGCCAGGUGCUAUUUCCGGUCUUUCUACGCCCUCUGCCUACGGAGCGCAACUCAAGCCUGUUCUCGACUCAAUCGUAACUCCUCACGGCAAGGAGGUUCUUGCCCUCGGCGCCAGCCAGUGUGUCGUGGUCAACCUCGUUGCCUUUGCAGGACAGUCACUCUUUGAUACCAGCAUCCAAACUCUGGGCAAGGGCCUGCUUGACCAGAAGGACGUUGCCGCUGUGCUUUUGGACACCACCAUGGGUCUGAAGAAACAGGAAACCCCGACGGUGCCCGUCAUGCUUUACCACGCUCCGGAUGAUGAGAUCAUCCCCUAUAGCGGAUCUGACGGCCUUCGCCAGCGCUGGUGCGCCAACGGUGCCAAUGUACGUUUCACGACCUAUGGUGCUGGUGGUCACGCCACUACCGAGGUUAUUGCCCUUCUCGACGCUCUCCAAUUCACCAGUGAUGCCUUCAGCGGCCGGGUUCCUGGUGGUUGCGAUAGCAAGUCCGUUCUGACUGACAAGUUGAACCCGCUCGCUCUUGGGCUCUCCCUAGAGCCUACCCUCACCAAACUUAUCGGUGUUCUGCUGGCUCUUGGGCAGAAGGAUGCCAACUGGGUCAAGAGCAUCUCGCAGGGUAAAUCUCUGUGA
Messenger RNA from Cordyceps militaris CM01, 1371 nucleotides. RefSeq names its product Lipase, secreted. Gene Ontology annotation, molecular function: triacylglycerol lipase activity. Lineage: Eukaryota; Fungi; Ascomycota; Sordariomycetes; Hypocreales; Cordycipitaceae. Gene Ontology annotation, biological process: lipid catabolic process. Bases 1 to 1371 code for a protein of 456 amino acids. The record is from RefSeq and is a predicted model, not a curated record. The transcript has a single exon.